This is a messenger RNA of Aspergillus nidulans FGSC A4, 1437 nucleotides long. RefSeq lists its product as uncharacterized. The record is from RefSeq and is a predicted model, not a curated record. Gene Ontology annotation, biological process: small GTPase-mediated signal transduction. Gene Ontology annotation, molecular function: guanyl-nucleotide exchange factor activity. Lineage: Eukaryota; Fungi; Ascomycota; Eurotiomycetes; Eurotiales; Aspergillaceae. Bases 1 to 1437 code for a protein of 478 amino acids. The transcript has 3 exons.
AUGACUCAGUACCUGGCAUAUCAGUUUGCCGGGGAUUCGCCCAGUGCGGCAUCGUACAUGUUUGGUCAGUUAAGCUAUCGGUCUGUUUUUCGGCCGGGGGAAGAGCGCCCUCAGUUUAACAUUGCGUACCGAUGGUGGGAGGAUGAAGCAACAACUAUUCUUUGGACUUUUGACGUCGAGGUGAUCAAGAGAGUUAUACGUUUCAAGCUUUUCUCUGACGAACAGUUUCCACGGAUGGCGCUUCAUCGUCGACCAACUUCCACAGUGGACGAUCUCCUCAAGGGACUUUUUGACUCUCAGGAAAGAGUAUUCUAUGCUAACCUACCGCACGCUCAAAAAGUGGACGCCAUUCUACAGCGAUGCAAGCCUACUGCUCCGCCCAUGAUUUCGUGGGGCUGGCUCCCAGCCCGGAUGGAGAUAGGCCGGACGGGCGAUAACUUGGAAUCUUUAGCCGUCGCCAAGGCCAUUGAUGCCGAAAGUCAUCUUCAUUUCACCCGUAUAACAUUUGAGGAGCUGGUCCGGUAUUCGCUGGGUUACCCGUCUGGCCAAGUGGAAUGGUUCUUGCGGCAGCAUACAUGUUUCUAUGCCCACCUGUUGGAUCACCUGCAUGCAUUUCCCGAGCAGGUUGAGAGAUACGCGGAGGUUGAGAAGCACCUUCAGACUCGAAGCCCCUUUGCCCAUCGCGCUGUGAUUAGUGCUCUACAAGAUGCAGGUUACGCGCUCGAACUGCCAUGCAUGACACCCGGGUUCGGAUUCUUUGCUGGAGCAAUUCAACGUCUUUUCAAUGAACUUCUGAACUUGAAGUUGAUUUUGAAGGUGCUCAAUGUCUUAGGAGUUCGAUUUGCGCGGUGGUACUUGCACGCCCAGGAAAUGGACUGGUCGCGGCCGUUCAGCAUCGUCUUCUCUUUUCUUGAGGACAUGGACAGCUCGGAUUCGCCAGUGAGCUUUGCUCGUAAUCUGACCAGAUCUGUCGAGCGGGAUUUUGCCUUACUGAUUGAAGGGGGUACUUUGGACAAAAGUGUGGCUAAUCGUCUGUCGGAACGUUGGCAGCUUCUCUCUGUAGAAGUUUGGGAAUGUUGCAAGGCGCUUCCAGAAACGAUCCGGUUUAUCCAAGAAUGUUUAGAGCCUCUAUUGACUUUGCGGAACUACCAUUCCCUGACUGCCAUUCUCAGUGGGCUUCACAAGUACCGCGUUUCCGAAUCUUCGCUCGUCCGCCUUGAAAACGGAACAACUGCCCUGAAUCUGAACCAACUGCUUCCUUCUGAGAUGUUAUACCUCCUCAAUCCGUCACAGAACUACGCGCUAUAUCGGCAGCAAUAUCAGCAGGCGCCUGGGAUUCCCUUCCUCAUUCCUCACUUGUAUGAGUAUCAUCAGCUUGGUGAGCCUAUUCUUCAAAACCUCUAUGAGCAAAUGAGCGCUGUCAUUCCUCAGCUCUAA